Messenger RNA from Selaginella moellendorffii, 1375 nucleotides. RefSeq lists its product as uncharacterized. The coding region runs from base 128 to 1231 and encodes 367 amino acids. Gene Ontology annotation, cellular component: cytosol; nucleus. The record is from RefSeq and is a predicted model, not a curated record. Gene Ontology annotation, molecular function: pantothenate kinase activity; ATP binding. Gene Ontology annotation, biological process: coenzyme A biosynthetic process. The transcript is spliced from 12 exons. NCBI's taxonomy places the organism in Eukaryota, Viridiplantae, Streptophyta, Lycopodiopsida, Selaginellales, Selaginellaceae.
AGGUACAUUGUAAGGAAAAUUUGCGAUUUACGAUAUGGUUGAGAGGUUCCACCACCUUGGUCUCUUGGACACUCUAUUUUUUCUCCACUUGGGGUUUAGGGCGCGCAGGAUUUUAGGCUAGCAAGGAAUGGAGAGCGCGGGCGAGGCUGUGGUCUUUCCCUUGCUCAAGGAAUGGGUGGAUUACACCUACAGGCCGUGCACCAUCCCCUAUCGAUUCCCAUCGGAUCCGCCACACCAGCCCACCCCCACCGAGAUGCUCUGGAUCCAGCUCUUCCGCAGAUCGAUCCCUUCUUUCAGCAAGCGAGCGGAGAUGGACGAUUCGGUGCCCGACGCAGCUGCCAAGGCGCGUGUGUUUGCAUCGAGAUUCGGGAAGAUGCUAGACGAUCUAGAGGCCAAUCCGGAGAGUCACGGUGGACCUCCUGAUUGCAUUCUUCUUUGUAGGCUUCGAGAGGUAUGUCUCCGUGAAACUGGAUUCCGAGAUAUCUUCAAGAGUGUCAAAGACGACGAGAACGCUAAAGCCUUCGUUUUGUUUGAGGAAGUUGUAAAAGCCGCGGACGCCGUAGCUGACGAUGGUGGGCGAUUGGAACACCUUGUCAAAUGCUUGCUCGCAGGAAAUGUGUUUGAUCUCGGCUCCGCAGAGCUCGCAGAAAUGUACAAGAGCGAUGGCAUGUCUUUUGUCAAGAGUGUGGAGAAAUUACUGCCUCGUCCUUGGGUGAUUGACGAUCUAGACAAGUUUAAGCUUAUGUGGCUACGUCGAUCCUGGAAAAAGGCCGUCAUCUUUGUCGACAAUGCGGGGGCUGAUAUCAUUCUGGGAAUCAUCCCUUUGGCUCGAGAACUCCUUCGACGAGGUACACAGGUGGUCCUGGCUGCCAACGAGCUGCCUUCGAUCAACGACAUCACCUACGCGGAGCUGCUGCAAAUCAUGUCCAAGCUGAAAGGAGAAGACGGAAAGAUACAGGGAGUCGAUGCUAGCGGCCUCAUGGUUAUCAACACUGGGAACGACUUACCCGUGAUCGAUUUAUCAUCUGUGUCGCAAGAGCUAGCUUUCGCAGCCGCUGAUGCCGACCUUGUCAUUCUGGAGGGGAUGGGAAGAGCCAUUGAGACCAAUUUGUACGCGCAGUUUCGUUGCGACUCCCUCAAAGUAGGAAUGGUUAAGCAUCAGGAAGUGGCCGAGUUCUUGGGGGGGCGACUGUACGAUUGCGUCGUCCGGUUCACCGAGGUGAUUGCGUGAUAGCAAGAUUGCAAGUUGAAUCUAUAGGGGCGCAAGCUAUAGUACUUCCAAAAUGGGAUGAAAGGUAAGCUAUGGAAUAGCUCCAAGCUCGAGGUAUGUAGAAGCGAUUAUUUUCUUAAAAGAAAGAUGGAUACUUGCCAAACA